AUGCAUCGCGCGCCUGCUGCCAUGGUUACUAAGCCGUUGACGGACCCCAAUGUGGAGAUCAGGACGCCCAGGGAUCCCAACACGCUGUCGAAUUAUCACAACUUCGUUACGAAACAUACUAGUGUAGAUUUCGAGAUCGACUUCGAGCAUAAGAUCCUGAGCGGUGCAGUCGGGCUUGAUCUGGAGAGCUUGACAGACGAGGAAGUGAAGGAGGUUGUAUUGGACAGCAGCUUCCUCGACAUUUCUGAUGUAAAGGUUGAUGGAAAGAGCGCCAAGUUUGAAGUGGGAGACCGCAUUGAACCCUAUGGCGCCCCUCUGCGGAUCACUUUGCCUUCGUCCGUUCCCAAGGGCAAAAUCGUCAGCGUUGUUAUCGCUGUCUCAACGACCGAGAAGUGCACCGCGCUCCAGUGGAUGACGCCUGCUCAGACCUCCAACAAGAAACACCCCUACAUGUUCAGCCAGUGUCAAGCCAUCCACGCUCGUUCGGUUUUCCCCUGUCAAGACACCCCGGAUGUGAAGUCGACGUUCAGCUUUGCCCUACGCUCGCAUCUCCCCGUGCUUGCGUCCGGCCUGCCAACUGGUGCGAGCGAUUACCAGCCGCCCAAGAAGGAGGGUGAGCAAGGCACGCUCAAGUACACAUUCGAGCAGAAGGUGCCGAUCAACAGCUAUUUGUUUGCCGUCGCCAGUGGCGACAUCGCGUGUGCCAGUAUCGGUCCACGAAGCACGGUCUGGACUGGUCCCGAGGAGCUGCUUGACUGCCAGCGCGAGCUUGAUGGAGAGAUCGAGCCUUUCAUGAAGGCUAUCGAGUCCACCGUCGCGCCUAAAUACCAGUGGACGCAGUACAACAUCCUCAUCCUGCCGCCCUCUUUCCCCUACGGCGGCAUGGAGAACCCCGUCUGGACCUAUGCCACACCUUCCAUCAUCUCUGGCGACAAGCAGAACAUUGACGUCAUUGCCCACGAGCUCUCCCACUCUUGGUCCGGCAACCUUGUUUCCUGCGCCAGCUGGGAGCAUUUCUGGCUGAACGAGGGCUGGACAACGUACCUCGAGCGCCGCAUUCAGGCCUACAUCCACGGCGAACCGCACCGCCACUUCUCUGCCAUCAUUGGCUGGAAAGCUCUGGAGGAAAGCAUCGAGCGCUACGGCACUGACCACGAGUAUACCAAACUCAUCACCGACCUGAAGGGCCAGGACCCCGAUGACGCUUUCAGCUCUGUCCCGUACGAAAAGGGCUUCCACGCGCUGUACCAGUUCGAACUCCUCCUGACAAAGGAGAAGUGGGACACCUUCAUCCCGCACUACUUCUCCACCUUCGCCAACAAGUCCCUCGACAGCUACGACUUCAAGGCCUGCCUCCUCGCCUUCUUCGCCUCCGACGCUGAGGCGUCCAAGAAACUCGCCGCUUUCGACUGGGACAAGCUCUUCUACGCCCCCGGUUACCCGCCCAAGCCCGAAUUCGACGACUCCCUCGUCAAGUCUUGCUACGCCCUCGCCGACAAGUGGGAGGCCCGCGUCUCCGGCGCCGAGACCGCCUCUUUCACCCCCAAGGCCCAGGACAUCGAUGGCUGGGUCUCUAACCAGUCCGUCGUCUUCAUCGAGCGCCUGCAGGCGUUCGGCGCGCGCUUUUCCGCCGCCGAUGUCAAGCUGCUCGGCGACACGUACGGGUACACCACCACUGCCAAUAUCGAGGUCUCCAGCCGCUUUUUGUGCUUGGGUCUCAAGGCGAAGGCGCCCGAGACGUACAAGCCGGCGGCGGAGCUGCUGGGCCGCAUUGGCAGGAUGAAGUUUGUGAGGCCAUUGUUUAGGCUGCUGAACGAGGCGGAUCGCGAGUUGGCGGUUGCGACGUUUGAGAAGAACAAGGACUUUUACCACCCGAUUUGUAGGCAGAUGGUGGAGAAGGAUCUGUUUGGGGAUGAGAGUAAAUAG
Molecule: messenger RNA, 1926 nt
Organism: Boeremia exigua
Lineage: Eukaryota; Fungi; Ascomycota; Dothideomycetes; Pleosporales; Didymellaceae
Product: leukotriene A-4 hydrolase
Exons: 2
Coding region: 1-1926 (641 amino acids)
Biological process (GO): proteolysis
Cellular component (GO): cytosol
Molecular function (GO): epoxide hydrolase activity; metallopeptidase activity; aminopeptidase activity
Source: RefSeq, a predicted model, not a curated record